Molecule: messenger RNA, 2000 nt
Organism: Striga asiatica
Lineage: Eukaryota; Viridiplantae; Streptophyta; Magnoliopsida; Lamiales; Orobanchaceae
Source: the annotation of a GenBank genome assembly
GUUUUUUUUUAACUGCGUCUUUGUCAGUAAUAAAACGCAUGUCUGUGAAGUUGAAGCCGCAGAAAAGUCUGGAGAGCUCUUUCCUCAUACCACAGUUACCAACUCGAACCAACAAUGGCUACCGUCACAUCCAAGCACUCUCGCGAUCUUCCUGAGGACUUCGAGGGCCUUUUGAGUAAUUUACAGGAUUGGGAAUUGUCGUUGAAGGACAAAGAUAAGAAACUGAGACUAGAUACUGUCGGCAAGGGCAAACUGGACCAUCCAGGUCAGCCUAGUAGAAGUAAUGCUGCAGGUAAUGAUAAACAGACUGUUCCCAAAACUCCCUUUUCUGACAAAGCAAGUACAGUCAUGAAGUAUGAUUAUUUGAAAGAAUAUGAGGCACUCAAUCGAUUAUCUUGUGGAGUAUCAUCUCAAGAGAGCGAUGUUGAUGCUAAUUCCGAGAAAGAGUUGGGUAACGAAUUUUUUAAGCAGAAGAAAUUCAAUGAAGCAAUAGACUGUUAUUCACGUAGUAUAGCACUAUCACCAACUGCAGUAGCUUACGCCAACAGGGCAAUGGCAUACAUAAAACUUAAAAGAUUCCAGGAGGCCGAAAAUGAUUGUACAGAAGCCUUGAAUUUAGAUGAUCGGUACAUAAAAGCUUAUUCUCGUCGAUCUACUGCAAGAAAAGAACUUGGGAAACUCAAAGAAGCAGUUGAUGAUGCUGAAUUUGCUUUGAGGUUGGAGCCACAAAACCAAGAGAUUAAGAAGCAGUGUGCCGAGUGCAAAUCUUUGUUUAAGGAGGAUCUUCUGAAGAAGGCAUCUGGGGCAUUAAAAAAAACUGUGGAGGGAGCACGACCAGGAAAAUCAGAGGCGGUUAGGAACAAGCAUGUACAGCUCCAGACUGUUUCAAAAACUUCUUCUGAUGGAAGAGUGGCUGAGAUCCUGGAAGAUCAUCCUAAGGGGAGUAAUAUUAAAGAAGUAGUUGCUGAUACAUCUGUGGAAGUUGAAAUAAACAACAUUGGGAGUAAUGGAUCAUCUGAUGGUGGUAGUAGCUUGCAGACUGCUAAGAGGAUACCAAAGUAUAACAAACAGGAACUGAAGGCAUCCGUGCAAGAGCUUGCUGUUAAAGCAGCAAUUUUUGCAAAGUCCGAAGCUGCAAAAAACAUUGUUCCACCAAAUUCAGCUUAUCAAUUUGAGAUGACUUGGCGAGGGUUGUCUGGUGACUGUGAUUUACAGGCUCGCUUACUGAAGGUUGGUGUUUAUCAUGUAACUUCGCCUGCUGCAUUGCCUGGGAUAUUUAAAAAUGCAUUAUCAGCUCCAAUACUUGUUGACAUCAUAAAGUGUGUCUCCACCUUUUUCAUGGAGGACAUGGCUUUAGGUGUUGACUACUUACAGAAUUUGAUCAAAAUCCCGAGGUUCGACAUGAUCAUCAUGUGCCUUGGAUCUUCUGAUAAGGCUGAUAUUAAAAAGAUUUGGGAUGAGGUUUUCAGCAAGGGGAAUGCUGAUUAUGGUGCAACACUCAGUAAUCUAAGGUCGAGAUAUGGCUUGAAACAGUAAUUAUCAUUUGCCUUCCGGUGCAGCAUUAUCAAAGAAUGUUAUCUCGUGAAUCUAUGGAAGUGCAGUUCUAUCUCUGGGAAGACAUAGUUUUUGGACAACAAAAUGCAUUCUAAAACCCACAAUGACUGCUUCCAAUUUUGUUACAUAUAUGGGUACAAAAGUAAAUGCUGAUUUGCAUCUUCAGAAUGAUGCAAACAAUUUCUGUUGGGGAAAUAGAAAAAGAAUAAUGUAAACAAACGAUUAUGACCGUCGUGCUCUGUAGUCCUGGAACAUUGCUUAAUGGAUUCAGAUGGUCUCAACCAUGGACAAAAAAAAUUUCUUUGUUUUUUCUAUUGUCCAAAUUCAAACAUAAACGUCAUAAUUGAACUGAAACCGAGCCAAAUGAUACAUUUUGGAGACCAUACGUAAUGGAAGCACGAAGCAGAGCAAACACUAUAUUCUUGUUGUGCAUUGAAAAGGUCCAA